AUGGGCAGAAGUAGGGAAGGGAGAACCACCCAUCUGAAGAGCCAGUUUGGCAUCGUAGUUAAGGUGCUGGCCUACAAACCAAGGGCCUAUCCAGGGGAACUGACUCAAGCUCGGGCGCAGAUCCAGAAUAUAGAUCUAUCUCACCUUUUACAACAGGAUGAAGAUGGCGACACGUUGCUCCAUCUCUUUGUUGCUCAAGGACUCCGCCCAUUGUCCUAUGCUGCAGCUGAAAUGCUCCGAGAUUGUGGACAGUUGGAUGUCAAAGAACACAGGGGGAAGACUCCAUUAUUAGUGGCGGCUGCAGCCAAUCAGUCUAAGAUCGUGAAGGACCUGGUUUUGCUGGGAGCAGAUGUCAAUGCCAUGGACCAAAAGGGGCAGACUGUGCUGCAUCUUGGCGCCACCUACGGGUUGCCCAGUGUCAUUGAGGCUGUCAUGAUGACUGGUGCUCUUGUCAAUGUGGAAGCCAGAAAUUUUGAAGGUCUCACUCCUUUGCACUGUGCCGUCGUUGCUCAUAAUGCUGCUUUCCAGACACAAAACAUGGAGCCCUCGUCCCAACAUCACUUGCAGAACUUACUGCUCUGUAUUCAGCGGCUUUUGCAACUUGGAGCUGAUUACAAGAGCCAGGAGUUGAAGAGCAGUAAAACCAUCCUGCAUUUGGCUGUUCAGGCUGCAAACCUGCCUUUGGUCCAGUUCCUCCUCAAACUACCUGGACAAGAACGUCAGAACUUUGUAAACAUUAAGGCCCAUGGCAACACAGCUCUGCACAUGGCUGCAGGUCUACAUGGCCAUCCUUAUCAAGAGCAGAUUGUCCGCCUCUUACUAGACCACUGGGCCGAUCCCAGUGCCCGGAACCCAGAGAAUGAGCAGCCAGUUCACCUAUUGACUUCAGGACCAGCAGCCGAGCAGCUGCGUCUUUUGCUACGAAGCCGUCGCUCAGGCCCUGGGUUGGUCUAUCCUCCAUCCUUCACCUGA
Messenger RNA from Protobothrops mucrosquamatus (brown spotted pit viper), 972 nucleotides. It is a transcript of the gene NFKBID, whose product is annotated as NFKB inhibitor delta. The record is from RefSeq and is a predicted model, not a curated record. Gene Ontology annotation, molecular function: protein binding. Gene Ontology annotation, cellular component: nucleus. Lineage: Eukaryota; Metazoa; Chordata; Lepidosauria; Squamata; Viperidae. Bases 1 to 972 code for a protein of 323 amino acids. The transcript is spliced from 9 exons. Gene Ontology annotation, biological process: regulation of gene expression.